GUAAGUACUUUAUACCUGGGCAGCCUUGGCUCUAUGGAUUUGAACAUUCUUUUUCAUUUAGCCCCUGAUGAUGGACAGGCAGGAGAGCUGAAACUUGUGGCAGCUAGAGGGAAAGAAUACAAGCUAUGAAGAGAAAUAGGAUCUGAAGGAACACUUCUGGGCUUCUUAUCUUUCUCGAAAAUGCAUUUACCACCGGGUUUUACAAGUCCUUUGGAAAGAAGAGAGCAUAUUUGCUUCCAGAGAUGAACUCAUCCCACCAGCUACAAAUUCCAGACCUUAACUUGAGUACUUUUGGCAGCAACUUUACUGUACCUACUGUCAAGAGCAAGUCAUCACCAUGUGAGCAAGUGGUCAUAGCAGUGGAGGUGUUUCUGAUACUGGGCAUUAUAAGCCUCCUUGAAAAUAUCUUGGUCAUCUGUGCAAUAGUUAAGAACAAGAACUUGCACUCGCCUAUGUAUUUCUUUGUGUGCAGUUUAGCAGUAGCUGACAUGCUGGUCAGUGUUUCUAAUGCUUGGGAGACCAUAACAAUAUAUUUAAUAAACAAUAGGCAUCUAAUUAUGGAAGAUGCUUUUGUACAACAUAUAGACAAUGUUUUUGAUUCAUUGAUCUGCAUAUCUGUGGUGGCUUCCAUGUGCAGUUUGCUGGCUAUAGCAGUAGACAGGUAUGUCACUAUUUUCUACGCCCUACGAUAUCACAACAUCAUGACAGUGAAAAGAUCAGGGCUUAUCAUUGCAUGCAUAUGGACAUUUUGCACUGGCUGUGGCAUUAUCUUCAUUCUUUAUUAUGAAUCAACGUACGUUAUCAUUUGUCUCAUCACAAUGUUUUUCACCAUGUUAUUCCUCAUGGUCUCUCUGUACAUACACAUGUUCCUCUUGGCUCGUACUCAUGUCAAGAGAAUAGCUGCCUUACCUGGAUACAAUUCUGUCCAUCAAAGGACCAGCAUGAAGGGAGCCAUCACACUGACCAUGCUGCUAGGUAUCUUCAUUGUUUGUUGGGCUCCAUUUUUCCUCCACCUCAUUCUGAUGAUUUCUUGCCCUCAGAACCUCUACUGUGUUUGCUUUAUGUCUCACUUCAACAUGUACCUCAUUCUCAUCAUGUGCAACUCAGUGAUCGAUCCCUUGAUCUACGCCUUUCGUAGCCAGGAAAUGCGGAAGACCUUCAAGGAGAUUAUUUGUUGCUAUAGCCUGAGACUCGCCUGUGGGUUGCCGAGCAAGUAUUAGGAAAAUGCAUUUUUGAAUGAGGAAACCAAGAUGCAACAUCAUUAUUGAUCAGGAAAAUCAUGCAUUAAAAUUCUUAGCAUCUUCUUGCCUAUUUGUGCUGAAGGGACUAUAAAGUGUCUUUCUACCUUAUACUUGUAAUAAUGAUAAUAUUUUUAUUGGAAAUUAGAAAGCUGUUUUCUAGUUUUAUAUUAUUUGGUCUAUUUCCCUCUCCAUAUACACCUUUAAUUCUAACUGGCAUUAAUAAGAGUUACCAUGUGCAUGUGUAUUGAGAGAAGAAUAGAAAAGCUGGGGCCAGAUCAAGCCAGGUAUCUUAUAGAACUAGCAGAAAUUUCAUCCUUUCCCUCCUUUUAUGGGAAGGAUUUAUCAAUAAGUAGGUGUGGGCAGGAUAUGCUCAUUUGCCUCACUGCCAAAUCAGUGAGCAUUAACAGACACACAGCCAAUACGUGAGGUUUUAGUUAUAUUUUCUUAGGGUACAAAAAGGCUUACUGUGAUUAUCCAGUGCAAGAAUGGACAAGUUUUCUGCCAGUUCCUUCAUUGACAUAAUGCUGAUCAUAGAGAUUCUUUAGGUAUUAAGUAAAAAGUAUAAUCGGUAUAUUUCCCGGUACAUACAUGUCAGCGAACACAAUCAUGAACAACGGUAUGUAUGUAUAUACAUACAAAUACCACCAAUUUUUGUAUCCCAAUCGUGAUUGUUGCACUCACAAAAUACAUACUACACAAGAGGUCAAAUGUAACUGAAACAUUUCCCAAAACUGAACAUAGUAUUUUGUGGCACCUGUCUCAAUUUGUUCCACUGUUUUUAUCACUGUAUAUCUAAGCAAAGGUGUACCGCAUGCUGGUUUUAAGGAUGUUGUGCUUCAUACUGAAGGCAGUGUUGAAAAUGGGUUUUUCUGGACCCUGAAAUGAGUACAGUAUAUACGGCUUCCAGAUAAACAAAGGUAACCCACAUAACAUUUUGUGGGGAGAAAAGGUUUGGCCAAUAAGCAUGCUAGAGGCAGCAGGAAGUUUAUUAGGUUGGGGUGGAUUUGGGGCACUUAUUGGAGAAAUUUGGGUCCUAGAGAACAUCUUUCAUGAGGGGCAUUACAUAAAGCAGGGAAGGUUGUCAAGGCAUGCUGGAGAUGGCUGCCAGCAAAAGAUGGCUCCCAGGAACAUGGAGAAUGUACAACAUGUUUACAUGCAACUAAGCCAGCAUCUGGUUCGGUUUUCUCUGAGCAAGCUGCCAUUUUCAUAAACUACAGCAACCGUCUUAUAAGCCAUUUGCAUCCUGUUGUGUUCUCUCCAACACUGUAUUCUGUAGUAGCUAUUUAAUGUGAAGAAUAGUGGAUUUGGUCAGAGAUGAAGAAAGUACAAUCCAAGAGCCACAAAAUAUACUAAUUUUUCUUCCAUGGAGUGAUACAGAUCUCCAGAAUGUCCUCUUAAGUGCUGGAUUUUUACAUUUAGAUGCAAGAUACAUGCAAAUGCACUGAGGAAACAGUUCCAUAUCGACUGCAUGUCUGAAAUGUAAGGCCUUAUCCAAAGCCCAUUGACAGACACUCAUUAGCCCAAUUGACUUUGGAUUAGGCCCUUAGAUUGCAGCCUAAUUUAGAAAAUAACUUGGGUGUUUUAUUACAAAUUUCUAUUUUUGCUCCAAACUCAGCAGCUCAUGCUGAACUAACUUCAAAAACCAGAACUCCAGAGACCCACAGUAUUAAGAAAACAGUUGAAUAUCUUCAGGUCUACAUUUUAAAUGUGGAGAUUUGUGGUACUGUAAUACGCUGUCAUCAGCUUCCCUGACUUAUACCUUUUUUUCUCCUCUGCAGUGGAGAUUGGAUGAUAAAGCUUUGGACGUGUGUUUGGAAAAUAGUCAAGUUUGCAAAAUGAGAGCCAUAUACUGCCCUUGAUCAGCAGCCUCAGCUCUCAUUUACAUGAAUGGGCAUUUCACUCAGGGUAUGUCUACACUUGCUCCCUAGUUCGAGCUAGGGAUGCAAAUGUAGCUGACCAAAAUUGCCUAUG
This is a messenger RNA of Pelodiscus sinensis (Chinese soft-shelled turtle), 3212 nucleotides long. RefSeq names its product melanocortin 5 receptor (gene MC5R). Gene Ontology annotation, biological process: G protein-coupled receptor signaling pathway. Gene Ontology annotation, cellular component: membrane. NCBI's taxonomy places the organism in Eukaryota, Metazoa, Chordata, Testudines, Trionychidae. Gene Ontology annotation, molecular function: melanocortin receptor activity. The record is from RefSeq and is a predicted model, not a curated record.